This is a messenger RNA of Nicotiana tabacum (common tobacco), 1336 nucleotides long. RefSeq names its product binding partner of ACD11 1-like. The record is from RefSeq and is a predicted model, not a curated record. Lineage: Eukaryota; Viridiplantae; Streptophyta; Magnoliopsida; Solanales; Solanaceae. Gene Ontology annotation, molecular function: RNA binding.
UGUUCAGCUCAUCACAUUUAUUAUAUCUUCUCUUCCCACUUGCACAUUAAGCAAACACAACGAAAAGCUGAGAGACAGAGAAAGAUUUUAAAGACAAUGCAGGAGGUAAGAACAGUACGGGUAGGUAAUGUAUCAGAUCUGGCGACCGAAAGAGAAGUUCGCGAGUUCUUCUCGUUUUCCGGCGAGAUUGAGCGCAUUGAGAUUCGGCGAGAACAAGGACAAUCGAAGACUGCGUUUGUUACAUUUAAAGAUCCGAAAGCGCUUGAAAUUGCCUUGUUGUUGUCGGGAGCAACCAUAGUGGAUCAGAUUGUAAAUAUUACUCGGGCAGAAAACUAUGUUCCACCAUCCGAGUCUCGGGAAGUCAGGAUAGUUGAUAAUGCAGUGAAUGUGGCCGGAGAAAGUUCCUCUCCACUUGCUGAGGCCAAACCUACUUCUCCUAGCAAUGCAAGGGUGAAUGGGAAAGUAUAUAUCAGCAAAGCACAAGAUGUUGUCUCAAAUAUGUUGGCAAAAGGUUCAGCUAUCAGACAAGAUGCGGUGAAUAAAGCCAAGGCAUUUGAUGAGAGACACCAAUUAAGAGCCACUGCAUCUGCCAGAGUCGUUUCCUUUGACCGAAGAGUUGGUCUAACAGAAAAGCUUACGGUUGGAAUUUCAGUUGUAAAUGAGAAAGUUAAAUCUGUUGAUCAAAGGCUUCAAGUGUCAGAUAAAACGAUGGCUGCAGUUAUGGCAGCCGAACGGAAAUUGAAUGACACAGGAUCAGCGGUCAAAUCAAGCAGGUAUGUUAAUGCCGGAGCUGCCUGGUUGAAUGGUGCUUUUACUAAAGUAGCUAAAGUUGGGCAAGUUGCUACUACAAAAACAAGAGAAAAAUGGAGUUUUGCAUUGUCAAAUUUGACAGCAAAGGAUCCUUCUAUUGUUGCCUAGAUCAUAUAUAUGAAUUUGUGUUGGAGUUGCGAAGUUGUCUCUGUCAAAUAGCUUGGGAUUCCAAUAACUAUUUCCUGACAUCUCGAAAUAGGGAUCCGGUAUGCAGAUUGCUGAUCGUCAAUACCAAAUUCAAGCUAGUUUUCAUUUGUGAUGUAAUUCUUUUCAUUGGUUUAUUUCUUCCCAUCUUAUUGUGGAGUGGAGUGGUGUGGUGAAUACGAGGUUGUGUAAUUCUUUUUAGUUUGUAAGCCUUUCAAGUCACGAUAGGUUAGGAGCUUGUAUUGGCAUCAUAUCUUUCUUGGUGAGGUGAGGCCGAAUUUUAGUACAAGGAAACAAAAACCAAGUAUGAUAUUUUUGUAUUUUUUUUUAUUUCCUUACCAGAAUUCCGGACUUGGCCAUUGCUUCCAAGUCCCCUAUUUCA